AUUACCAAAGGAAAUGUAUUUAGUUUAGCAGGUUCAAAGUAUUUCACAUGGCUCUUCUUAGUACUAAUGUAGGCUAUAGGUUCAAAGGCAUGCGUUUUAAAUGCAGCUAGCCUGCGCGUAGGGUUUUGUGUGCGAUAUCAAGACGACAUCUUUCACUUUUUGAUUCGAGUGGUUUGUGUGCCCGCUUCGGCGAGGGGGUGCUUUUCCAGGUGGGGGUGCAUCUGAGGAAAUAACACCUUGUUCAGCUCUUCCGGCUGUUGCUCAGCAACCAAACACGUGUAAGGUGUUGACAAACAGAAAGGGAAGUUGCGGGUUGUCUAUUAUUUGUUUGAAAAAAUGGAUGAAGAUGUAGAAGACGACGAGGAACUUAUCAACAGCCUUAAAAAAUAUAUGCAACAUCAAAGAUUGGUUGACUGGCCUGUGACUUUUGAGGAAAACAUUGAAUUAUCAAGCUUCAUUAGUUACAGUUCAUCAAAGGAUAUAUAUAUAUUUUUAAAAGAGAAUGUGCCUUUCCCAGAUAAUAUUAAUACUUCAUUUUCCAAUGACAUUGAAGAGCUUUGGUCAAAAAUCAAACAGCAUGAGUUCAUAAUGUCACAAGCACAAAGGAAAGAGGCCAAACUGUUGGUUAACAGCAACAAGUAUAAUGAAUAUGUUGAAAGAGCACGUAAAACCCUGAACGAAAAGAGUAAGAAAGUGUCACGAAGUCUGGACAUUAGGGACUAUGACUAUCCAGGGUUUGAUGAAGUAGAAGGCACUGGUAUCCCUGGCAACCCUGAUGCCCUUCAACAUUUGGACUUUGUCUCAGAAGCCCAAGGCUUUAAUCCAGGCUUCCUCAAGAUCUGGAGGCCAUUCUUUUUAUCGGGCCUCUCUGUGGCAGUGCUCAGAGACACCUUCUGGUGGUUCUUUCUUCAUCGGUUUAAGCCCAGUGCUGAGGAGGAGAACAAACUGUUUGACCGCAUUGCGAAGGCUUUCGUCUCUCUUUUCAUAACAGUCCAGAGAGACCUGAAGGAUAAGUUAUUUAUGGUGUAUGCAGACUGCUUGGCCCAGGCAGUUUACACAGCAUUUUAUGGAGCUUUUCCGGAGUCAAUGCAACAACUAAAUAGUGAUUUCAAGAGACACCUGGCAGACUGUAUCUCUUUAUGGGUAUCAGGUGUGAAGCCCAACCUGUUGUCAUGGCAAAACUGGAACUUGGACUGGCUAAGUUCACAAGGAACUGGAGAGAUCAAGGGCGAGUCUACAUGGGAUCUGCAGGAGGUGUUUGACGAGGUUGUGUCGAACAUCAGGAAACUGAACGUGGCCACACCCCUCCCCUCCUCCGCCAGGGGAGGCAGAAUGGCCACACCCCUCCCCUCCUCUGCCAGGGGAAGCAUUGUGGAGGAAGUCGACGUCAAGAAGAAAGAGUCCAACUUUGUAGGCCCAGGUCCAGAGUUCCAGCAUGUUCCUUUUAAGCUGUGUGGUCCAAGUCCUCUGAUGCUGCGCUACCUCCAUCUCCACAGCAUCCCCGUGCCCCCGGCCUACGACACACGCAGGAUCCAACGCACCGAGAUCUCGGCCGUUACUCCGUCUCAUCCCACCUACCUGGAGGUGGUGAAGGAGGUGGAGGACAGGAGCCACAGACUCCACCAGGAGUACAAGAUGAACUUCAAGAAGACCAAACGUGAACUAGCUGACAUUCAGAAGGAAAGGACCCUCCACACCCAGGAGGCUAAGCGGUUCAUGAAGGAGGUCCUUAGCAACCCUGUUGAGGUGAAGAUUGCCAGCGAGGGCAUCAUGAGUAAAUGGGACCACCCCCCGUACAAACAGCGUCUGCGGAAGGGGGAGGGGGCUGGAAGGAAGACAGAGGAGGACAGGAACCAGGACCCGACACCCUCUGGUCCAGAGGACAGGAACCAGGACCCGACACCCUCUGGUCCAGAGGACAGCGAGUUGGCUGGCCAGUAGAACCACAGCCUCCAGCAAGCACGCUCUCUCCAGUCCUCUCCAGUAGUGUGUGUCGCUCUCCCAGACACCAUGUCUAUUUCAUCCAAGCAGAAUGAUUCCAAAGCAUGCAUUUUGAUUUGGAUGAAAACUUUUAUCGUUUGUGAGUCGGUGUUGUUAUAUCAAUUACCAUACGAACAGAUUAGCUGGUUCUAAAAUAAUACAAUAAAUAGUUUAAAAAGUGAUUCAUGAGUGCUCUAAUUCUCACACUGAUGCUAAUGAACUCUGCUAAACUGUUGGGCUGGUAGCAUCCUCUCACAGUCCUCCAACUUAAUAUAAGAACAUUUAUCAAAGUCUGGAGCAAAACGAGUAGUUUACGUAGUUUUGUUUUCAGCCUUGAAGACAAAAUUCCAGAGGCAUUUCAAUGUUUAUUUGAGUGUACAAACAAAUCCUCUCUCACAUCUGUUUGUUUGUAUUUACUUUCACAGGAUGAAAUGUGGCUGCAUGUUGGAUAGUGUCUGCGGCAUGUUGUUUGUGCUUGAGUGGAUGUUGUGCGUGGUUUAUACAGUAGACAGGAGUCAGAUGGCUGAGCGGUUAGGGAAUUGGGCUAUUAAUCAGAAGGUUGCCGGUUCAAUUCCUGACCGUGUCAAAUGACGUUGUGUCCUUGGGCAAGGCACUUCACCCUACUUGCUUCGGGGGAAUGUUCCUGUACUUACUGUAAGUCGCUCUGGAUAAGAGCGUCUGCUAAAUGACAAUGUCAAUGUAAGACAGAGAGAAUCUGCACUUCACAACAGUGCUUCUCUCUGAUCCCCAACAUGCCCUCCAUCUAAAUCUCAGUGAGCAACUCCUAGCCUCUCACCCAAGACUGUGCUGUAAUACUGUAUCUCUGUCUCUCUCUCUCUUAUUUCUCUCCCUCUCUCUUCUUCGUCAGUUUUACGUAAGAAACUAAAGUAAUUUCAUCCAUCUCGCCUCCUCUCCUUUACUCAUCUGUUUCCUCCAACAGCAGAGUCAGCUGGAAGCUAGCAGGGUCAGAGGUGAGACUCUCUGAAGUGUUUCAUUAAACCCUUUCACAGCUAGAGACCUGAGAGGGAGAAACCGCUGCUCACAGAGGAACCGAGAUUCCUGCCAGCAGCAGGUGGUAGCAAGAAGAAAUAGUGUGUGUGCGUGUGGGUGACCA
Molecule: messenger RNA, 3094 nt
Organism: Osmerus eperlanus (European smelt)
Lineage: Eukaryota; Metazoa; Chordata; Actinopteri; Osmeriformes; Osmeridae
Product: protein FAM227B-like
Exons: 15
Coding region: 337-1941 (534 amino acids)
Source: RefSeq, a predicted model, not a curated record